CACAAUGCACGGCGCGACUGUCAUGGCGGCGCUCGGACUAGGUGUCUGAGGGAGGAGAGAUUCGGGAGCUCGGAGACGGGAAUCAAUGGCCGCGGUCUUCGGCAGGGCCUGGCUCUGCAGGGCCCUGGGGAACACGGGCCGCAGCCUCCGCACUGGCGGCCAAGGAGCAUUUGUCUUUCUGCAAAAUGACCGGAUUCACAGAGUCACCCGCUCAUUGGCCAGUUACUACGGGCACAAUUCAGCUCUGGGAAAGAUAUUGGGUGUUACAAAGCAAGAAACUGAGGACGUUGGUGGACAGUACCCUCCUGCUGUUGCUGUGACUAAAGCUGAGCAGGACAACCUCCUCCUCCAUCAGCCAGAUCAGCCUGAAAACUCACGAGUGCUGAGAGUCGCCAUCAUUGGGGCUCCGAAUGCUGGUAAAUCCACCCUGUCCAACCAGCUUCUGGGCAGAAAGGUCUUUCCUGUUUCAAGAAAAGUCCAUACAACGCGCUGUCGAGCUCAAGGAGUCAUCACUGAUGGAGCAACACAAAUAAUUCUUCUGGACACACCUGGUCUCGUUCCUGCUGUCAAAGCAAAAAGGCAUAACCUGGAGAAAUCGCUGUUGGAUGACCCCUGGCAUUCAGUGAAAGAAGCAGACCUGGUGCUCGUUUUAGUUGACAUCUCUGACCACUGGACACGCAACAAGCUCCACACUGAAUUAUUGAAAUGUCUUUCAAAAUAUCCCCAUCUCCCAGCGGUUCUGGUCCUGAAUAAGGUGGACUUGUUAAAGAACAAAGGCCUCCUUCUGGAAUUGACAGUCAGGCUUACUGAGGGAGUAGUGAACAAUAAAAAACUGAAAACAAAGUCGAGGUUCAACUCUCUGCUACAGCAGAGUACUUUGUCCAGACAUGUGUCUGAGAAAGGCAGAACCGGGAGCAAAGUAUGUUGGGGUGGUGAACUACCAAUUGAAACUGGAGGCUGGGAUAGGACAUUUGUAAUGCAUAAGAAAACCCCCACUGCCCAUUUGCAGGGAGACUCUGAGUUACCUCAUGCAGAGGUACCCACUGACUGUGUUUCUGGCAGCGACAGCAGCAGACAGCAACCAGAAGAUACAGAGAUCAAGCGGCAUCAGGGAUCAGCUGGCCAGUAUGGGGACUCGGGGGACUUGAAGCAUCAGCAGGGGUGGCCUCACUUCAAGGAAGUGUUUAUGCUUUCAGCUGUCAAUGGGGAGGAAGUGGAGACUCUGCAGCGGUACUUGAUGUCAAAGGCUCAGCCAGGAUCCUGGGGUUAUCACAGUGCAGUCGUCACUGACCAGUCACCUCAGGAGAUUUGCUGUAACCUGAUCCGGGAGCGAUUGUUGGAGUACCUGCCUCAGGAAGUGCCGUACAACAUCAUUCAGAGCACAGAACUGUGGGAAGAAGGACCGAACGGGGAGCUCCGAAUUCUACAGAACAUCAUGGUUGCUAGAAAGAACCAUGCGAGAUUGUUAAUUGGCCAGGGAGGUCAGCUGAUCAGUAAAAUUGCCCACGAUGUGGGACAGGACCUAAUGAAUGUCUUUCUCUGCGACGUGCAGUUGAAGUUGUGUGUGAAAGUGAAGAAGUGACUGCCAUGUUCCCGGACGCUUGCUGCCCCUCGCUGACCUGACACAAUGUCCAAACUUGGCUGUGAAUGCAGAGUUUCCUCAGUGAUUGUAAUCCACCUGUGGCAAACCUUCAGAUGUCCGUUAGAGAGGGUGAGCCAUUUGCCUCUUGGAAGAGGGCACAGGAGUUUCCUGGCAACACAGAUCAAGGUUCAUUUUUGUGGACUCAAUUUUAAAAAUAUCUCGUUUGCAAUCAGUUCUUAUUGCUGGGCAUCUUGACUGAAGCAAGUUGUGGGGUAGGGUUGAAAGCAGCACAUUAUGAUAAUGAAUCUCAGAGCCUGUCCUGAGGCCUUUUCCUGUUAGCAAGUCAAAUCAUUAGGACAUAAGCGUGGUCUUACAAAACCCUAUGUAUAGUGCUUAAAUCAAUGUUCUUUUAUUAUUCAUUCUCAGAAUGUGGGCAUUAUGCUAAGGUUGGCAUUUAUUGCCCAUCCUUGGAAGCCAGACUUAGGCGUUUUGUUACAACUGCAGUGUUUGCUAGGCUGCUUCAGAGGACAUUUGAGUCAGCCACAUGAUGUGGGACUGGAGUCACAUAUAGGUCCUGACUGGGUAAGGACUUCUCCUGAAGUACAUCAGUGAACUGAUUGGGUUUUGCAACAACCCGGCAACUUCACGGUCAUUUUUACUGUCUCAGCCAUUUAUUUCCAGAUUUUUCAAACUGAAUUCAAAUUCUCAAACUGCCCAUCAUGGGAUUUAAACUCACGUUCUCUGGUUCAGCAAUACAAGCACAGCACAAACAUUCCCUAAAACCUAUUAGUUUGUUUAUGCCCUGUGCUCCCGGUACUAACAAAUUUUGGUACAUGGAAUUAGAUUGAUUCUUCACUGAGGCAUCAGUACUGAGGCUGUGUCAAAACCUCCCACAGAUAAACUGAAUGACGAGAGCAGGGCCUCGCAGGUGCUUUGACCAGGGCCUGUAUUAUUAUUAUUUCUGUAACAAAAUCACUUGGUGUUUAACGGGGUAAUUGAAAAUCAUCAUCUUUUCCCCUCUGGAUUAGGAAUCUUGCUCAGCCUGAACUAUUGGGCUGUGGAGUUUAUUUACUUUGGUUUGAAUGUGUUUAUAUUGGUCAUAAAAUGUCAAGACUCCUGUUAAAUGAUUAAAAUGCCUUGAGCAAAUUCCUUGUUUUCUACCAA
This is a messenger RNA of Carcharodon carcharias (great white shark), 2746 nucleotides long. It is a transcript of the gene eral1, whose product is annotated as Era-like 12S mitochondrial rRNA chaperone 1. The transcript has 11 exons. The coding region runs from base 86 to 1582 and encodes 498 amino acids. The record is from RefSeq and is a predicted model, not a curated record. NCBI's taxonomy places the organism in Eukaryota, Metazoa, Chordata, Chondrichthyes, Lamniformes, Lamnidae. Gene Ontology annotation, molecular function: GTP binding; rRNA binding; ribosomal small subunit binding. Gene Ontology annotation, cellular component: mitochondrial matrix. Gene Ontology annotation, biological process: ribosomal small subunit assembly.